Molecule: messenger RNA, 1836 nt
Organism: Chara braunii
Lineage: Eukaryota; Viridiplantae; Streptophyta; Charophyceae; Charales; Characeae
Source: the annotation of a GenBank genome assembly
GCGGAAAGAGGAGGGGGCCGGGGGGAGGGGGGGUGUCACGAAUCCGUAGAAGAGCGUUUGCUUUAUGAGUGACAAGCAGAGGACGGGUGAGAAAGCGGGGCGGGAAGGAGGGGGGGGUCCUCCACCCGAGCCCGAGCCUGAUCGGGAUAUCUUUGUCGUUUUGUUGGCGCUCAGAACCGCUACGAAGAUGACCUCAAUGAUGCUCAAUGCUGCAGAGAAGGGCCAGGAGAUGGUCGAGGGAGCGUCGAGGUAUGUCUCGAUUACUGUAGAGAGCAUUAUGCCUGAUCCCUUCAGCAGAUGGUUGACUCGAUUUCGGCAGAUGACUUAUUUUCAAUGGUUCCUGCUUGCUGUGAUGGGCCUAUUUUUGGCGGUAAUUACUCCCCCCGCUUUGAUCUUGUUAGGUUUGUUUUCCGCGGUGGCUCUGCCCGUGGCUGCCGUCACUUCCCCCUUUUGGGGCCCCGUGGCCGUGGUGUUUUUGGCGCUCACUUUCCCUCUCUGGAGUCCUGCUUUGGCGGGAUUGGCCAUUUUUCAGUGGGCGGGAAGAAUGGCGGGCAAGGUGAAGGAGGGGGUGACCAAGCUGGAGGGACACCUUCCUAAGCCCGCUAGAGGGGUGAUCGGCUGGUUCAGAGGCAUGAGUCGGGCGAAGCAGGUGUUGGCGCUCUUCGCCCUGGCCGCUGCCACCGUCCUCGGCAUCGGCGCGCUUCUGGUUGUCGGGACCCCCGUCGUCGUUAUUGGCGGGGGGCUGAUGCUCUUUUUCUCGCCUGUCAUUCUGUUGACGUCACCGCUGUGGAUUCCGGUUGUGCUCUUCUUCCUCGCCGUUGCCGCAGUGGUGUUGGGCGGCGCCGGCUUCCUCGUCGCCAUGGCGGUGAGCGCCUACUGGCUUUAUCGGUAUUACCGAGGGCCGAUGCCGCUUGGGGGAGAGUCGGUCUUCAAAUUGCAACGUAAGAUGGGGGGGAUGCUGGACCGCACUAGGCAGACGAUCGCGGGGAAGGCCGUUUAACUUUGCCAGACUGUUCAGCAGAAGACAGGGUAGGUAAUGUGGGCUUGGGCACGAUCGUGUGGUGCCAUUAGCUAAUGGCUUCGGCUGGUGCAAAUUUGUCUUCAUUGUGUGGUGGCUAUGGCUACUUCGAUUGUGCAUGUGUGUGACCGGGUACACCGGAUCACGGGGAAAAACGAGUAGGGGUGAAGUGCUCAUCUUGGGGCUUAACUUUGACCCCGGUCCACUUUACCGUUUGGUUGAGUGUUUGCCUCCGGAUAGGGAGGUCACGUGUUCGAUCCUUGCACAGUGCGGACUUAUAAAUAAUGUAUUUACAAAUACAAAUAUUUACAAAUGCAAAAAUUUACAAAUGUGGGCUGGCAUGCAUGAAAUAGGGGUUGUGUUUUGGGACCGGAGAAUUACUGCGGCGCCGCACAGUGAUAUUCUGACCAGGAGGGUCGAAGGGAGUUCGUUGUAUGUACUAAAGGGGUGUGGCUUAGGGGUCAAUUCGAGAGGAGUAAUUUCAAAGAUGGAGAGUUUGACAGGGGUUGACGAAGUUUAAAGGGGGUUUUGCCGCAGUGCGGCUGUUGGCAUCCACUGCAUUCGAUCCUGCUGAAUUGUGUCGUCGUACACUUAACUCACCGACGCGGAUGACAAAUCGACCGACGCAGAUGACAAAUGGACAGUGCCCAUAGAGGGUCGUUUUUUUAAGGUGGGGAAAAAAACGGCUCUACAGCCUCUACAGUCUAGACUGGCUAGGGAUUUGUGGUGGAGCGUGAAAUUGCCGUGAAUGUAUAUUUAAUGCCCGCAUGGUAGCUUCCUCUUACGUUUGACGCUCAAAGUAAAUCUGCGUCAAAGUC